AUGGGCGUCGACGAGGUGAUCGAGGCCCUAGGGGCCGGGGUGUCGCGCGUCCACGAGCUGCUGUGCGGCGAGGGCGCGACGGACUUGGCCGAUGUCAUUCGCAGCUGCCCACGCGGGUCGCGGGCGCGCCUGCACGCGGCCGUCCUGGCCGCAGUGGACACCUGCGCUGGAUUCCUCAAUGCAGACGGAGCUGCCAGGGCUGGGAAUGCGGCAACGCCGGGCAAAGGGGCGUCCGGCCCGGACAGCCUGAACGCGGAGGAGAGCCUGUGCAGCCUCGCCGCGGCCCUUCGCGCGCUGGCCACGAACGCCGCGUCCGACAUCAAGGGCGCGGUCGACCUUCAGAAUGCGGCCGAGCGUAUCCACGACAGCUGCAUCUGCGAGGCGCAGGGGCGUCCAGCGCUCCAGGACGCUGCGUGCGCCAUGGCCGAGGCGUGGUGGCGCAAGUCCGUCGAGGGCGCGGACCGCGUCAUCGCGCAGACCCUGCUGCACCUCCUCAUGACCGCGCUGCUCUCCGGGCGCGCCGGCGACGUCAAGCGCUGCGCCGCCAUCCGCACCGCCCUGAACGAGCUCGACUACGACGACGCGGCGUCCGACUUCAUCAAGCAGCUCCUCCUGCGCGCCACCAUGCACCCGGCCUUCCUGCGCUCCCCGGACGGCCGCCGCCUCGUCGCCCACGCCCUCACCCUGCACGCCCCGCUCGUGCCGGAGAUGUUUGCCGUCAUCCGCAACCAGGCCGUGACGGGGCGGAAGUCGGUCCUCGACGCGUACGGCGAGGUGCUGUACCGCGGGUGGAAGGCCGCGGCGGGGGCGUGCCGCGCGGAGAUCGAGGCGGGUCUCGCGGGCGUGGCGGAGUCGGCGCUGCUGGCGCGGACGCCGGCGCUGGCGGUGGCGGCGGGCCGGCUGCUGACGCACCUGCUGGACAACCGCGUGGCGCCCGGCGCGGAGGCGCUCGUCGCGCGCAUCCACCUCCCGCUGGUGUUCCGGUACCUCACGGCCGCCAACGCGCAGGUGCGGUGCAACGCCGUGCGCGUCCUCGGCGCGGUGUUCCCGCUCCAGGACCCCGAGGCGCCGCAGGAGGAGAACGACGAGCUGCUCGCGCGGCAGGUCGGCCGGCUCGGCAAGGCGCUGGCGGACCCGUGCGCGCACGUGCGCGCGGAGGGCGUGCGCGCCACGGGGCGCGUGCUCAACCUGUACUGGGAGCUCCUGCCCGCGGGCACGUGCGCGGCGCUCCUGAAGCGCGUCGUCGAGGAGCUCGCCGUGGACGCGUCGACGCCGGACGUGCGCGCGGCCGUCGUCGAGACAGCUUCCGUCCUCGUGGGCAACCCCCAGACGCACGCCGUGCUCCUCCCCCUGCUGCCCCGCCUGGGGCCGCUCAUCAACGACCCCUCCCCGCGCGUCCGCCUGCACCUCGCGACGCUCCUGUGCGACCUCAACCGCACGCGCGGAGCGCGCUUCACCGACGUCGUCGACGUGGAGGCCCUCCUCGAGACCAUCUCGCGCGACGCUGGCGUGUCGGGCGCCGCCGUGCAGCGCCUCCUGCUCCCGUCCUUCUGGCCCUCCGCGGACGAGGGCCCCGCGCUCGUCGUCGGCCUGCUCCGCCACGCCCCCGCCGCGGGCGUCGCCUUCUGCCGCUAUCUCGCCGCGCGGCUCACUCCGGGCCCGCAGACGACGGCGGCGACCAAGAAGAAGGGCCGGAAGGGGGCCUCCGCGAACACCGUCACGGUGGCGGACGCGUUCGUGCUCGCCGAGGCCAUGAAGGAGCACCUCCUCGCGGUGCCCCUGGAGGCGGCGCCCGCGGAGGCCGAGCGUCCCAGGCGCGGGAAGAAGGGCUCGAAGAAGCGCGCGGUGGCGGAGGACGCGGAGACGCCCGAGACGUGGACGUCGAUCGCGGCGGGGCUCGCGGAGGUGUGCGCUGGGCUGGCGGAGCGCGCUGCGGACGCGGGCGCGGCGGCCGCGGACGGCGGGGGCCAGGCUGGGCGCGGCGGGUCGCGGCGGCGCGGCGCGGCAGGUCUGGACACGAUUUUCGAGUCGGACGAGGUUCCGGAGCACGCGCCGUCGCGUUUGUUCGAAGACGGGAGCCUGACGGAGCUGCUGGCCGCGGCGCCGCCGGCAGCGGCGCGUGCGGCGGUGCUGGCGGUGGCUGCGACGCUCGACGUGGGCUCCGCGGGCGCGGUCGGCGCACGCGAGGCGUGCAUGAGCUGGCUUGAUGGCGCCGCGGGGCGGCGCAAGGAGUUCCUCGGCUCCGAGGCGCUCCUGACCGCGGCGCUGAGGGUGCUCGCGAGGGACGAGGUGUCCCGCGCCAAGCUGGCGGGGUGGAUCGAGCACGGGCUCGCGGCGGGCGGGAAGCAGGGCGAGUGCGCGGUGGCGGCCGCGAUCGUCGCCGCGCGCGAGGAGUGCGUCCGCGAGGCGCUCGGUCCGCGUGCCCUCGGCCGGCUGUCGGCGGCGGCGGCGGGCGCGGACGGCAACGCGGUGCUCCAGAUGGCCAGCGUCGUCCUUGCGACGCACGCGGCGGCCGGGGGCAACGCCAGCUGGCUGCCGGAAGCGCUUGCAGCGAGCGCGUGCGUUGCGGAGGCGCAGGUCCGCGGACUGGCCGUGGCCGGGGCCGCAGGGCGGAAGCGCGGGCGCGAGGAGCCUGCGCCGACCGAUGCGGCGACGGCGGCGGCCUGCGCCGACGUCGGGCUCGGGUCUGUCGCCGAUGGGUUCGCGCUGGGCGUCCUGCCGGCGGGCGGGACGGCGCGCGCCUUGGAGCAAUGGCUCGAGGUCGGGGGGGAGUUUUGCACCAUGGCUGACGCAGGGACCUCCGAGGACGCCGCCGCGUGGGGCCGCGCGCUGGCUCAGAUCCUGCGUGCGGCGGCUGGUGCGGCUGGGGCGGUCGCUGCGAGCCUGCCGGGCGCGGAGGGUCCGCUGGAGGGCCAGAUGGCGGACGUCGCAGACAAUGGGGACGUGCAGCUCAAGGACCUGGAGGGCGCGGUGCUGCGCGUGGCCACCGCCGCGUUCCGCGCUGGCCGGGAGAGCGAGACGGCGAGCGCGGCGGUGCUUGCGGCGCUCCCAGGCGCGCUGUCGGGGCUGCUCAAGCUGCGCGGUGCGGCGGGCGCGGGCGGAUCGGCGUGGGUGAGCGAGGUGGCGCGCGGGGAGGCGCAGCUCGCGGCGGCGGCGUGCAACGCGGCGAAGCUGGCGCGCGUGGCGCCACGGCUGGCGGAGGAAGCGGCGGCGGCGGGUGCUGCCGUUGCGGUGUCAGCAGCCGUGCUCACGUCCGAGGACGCGUCGACGAUCGAGGCGCUGCUGAGGAUGUGCAAGAAGCUUGGUUACAAGCACGGGUCUCGCGGUUCUGACGCGGCUGUCAAGCAGCACGUGGAGGCUAUCACCAGGGUGGCCGAGGGCUGCCAGGGCGAGGCGCGGGACGCUUGGGCGGCGGUCCUCGACAGCACGCUUGGAGUGUCCCUCGCGCCGGCGACCGCGGCCGCGUAG
Molecule: messenger RNA, 3468 nt
Organism: Pedinophyceae sp. YPF-701
Lineage: Eukaryota; Viridiplantae; Chlorophyta; Pedinophyceae
Source: the annotation of a GenBank genome assembly